Messenger RNA from Octodon degus (degu), 3302 nucleotides. It is a transcript of the gene Camk1d, whose product is annotated as calcium/calmodulin dependent protein kinase ID. Gene Ontology annotation, cellular component: intracellular anatomical structure. The transcript is spliced from 11 exons. Bases 1 to 1158 code for a protein of 385 amino acids. NCBI's taxonomy places the organism in Eukaryota, Metazoa, Chordata, Mammalia, Rodentia, Octodontidae. The record is from RefSeq and is a predicted model, not a curated record. Gene Ontology annotation, molecular function: calmodulin binding; calcium/calmodulin-dependent protein kinase activity; ATP binding. Gene Ontology annotation, biological process: peptidyl-serine phosphorylation.
AUGGCCCGAGAGAACGGCGAGAGCAGUUCCUCCUGGAAAAAGCAAGCCGAAGACAUCAAGAAGAUCUUCGAGUUCAAGGAGACCCUUGGAACUGGGGCCUUUUCUGAAGUGGUUUUAGCUGAGGAGAAGGCAACUGGAAAGCUCUUUGCGGUGAAGUGCAUCCCCAAAAAGGCGCUGAAGGGCAAAGAAAGCAGCAUAGAGAAUGAGAUCGCCGUUCUGAGAAAGAUUAAGCAUGAAAAUAUUGUUGCUCUGGAAGACAUUUAUGAAAGCCCAAAUCACUUGUACCUGGUCAUGCAGCUUGUAUCUGGUGGAGAGCUGUUUGAUCGGAUAGUGGAGAAGGGCUUUUACACAGAGAAGGAUGCCAGCACUCUGAUCCGUCAAGUCUUGGAUGCUGUGUACUAUCUCCACAGAAUGGGAAUUGUCCACAGGGACCUCAAGCCUGAAAACCUGUUGUACUACAGUCAAGAUGAGGAGUCCAAAAUAAUGAUCAGUGACUUUGGAUUGUCAAAAAUGGAAGGCAAAGGAGAUGUAAUGUCCACAGCCUGUGGGACCCCAGGCUAUGUUGCUCCAGAAGUUCUUGCCCAGAAACCCUACAGCAAAGCCGUUGACUGCUGGUCCAUCGGGGUGAUUGCCUACAUCUUGCUCUGUGGCUACCCUCCUUUUUAUGAUGAAAAUGAUUCCAAACUCUUCGAACAGAUCCUCAAGGCAGAAUAUGAGUUUGACUCCCCCUACUGGGAUGAUAUCUCCGACUCAGCAAAAGACUUUAUCCGGAAUCUGAUGGAGAAAGACCCAAAUAAAAGAUACACCUGUGAGCAGGCAGCUCGGCAUCCAUGGAUUGCUGGUGACACUGCCCUCAACAAAAACAUUCAUGAGUCUGUUAGCGCCCAGAUCCGGAAGAACUUCGCAAAGAGCAAGUGGAGACAAGCCUUUAAUGCCACAGCCGUGGUGAGGCAUAUGAGAAGGCUACAUCUCGGCAGCAGCCUGGACAGCUCCGGUGCAGGUGUCUCAAGCAGCCUCAGUCUGGCCAGCCAAAAAGACUGCCUGGCACCUUCCACGCUCUGUAGCUUCAUUUCCUCUUCCUCGGGGGUCUCGGGAGUUGGAGCCGAGCGGAGACCUAGGCCCACUACUGUGACGACAGUGCACACUGGAAGCAAGUGACCAGCUGUGGAGGUGGGACCCAGGGGGCAGGUCCAGGGAAGGGGAGCCCCAGAGUCACCACGCUGGUGCCUCCAGUGAGACCCCACCCCUGCCUGCAUGGUGCACCUUUCUGCAUAGGACUGGAAGACAAGUUUUUUAUGGCCAUAUUUUAUACUACAGUUUUGAAGUGUUCAUUUCUCACAAACUGUAUGAACUCAAGGGGAGCUGAAUUAAUAGGAUCUGGUGCUGUAAAUAUGAAUCGUACAAAGCUCUGACUGAAUGGACCUUCUUGCCCCCAUCGUUCUGUCAUUUCCACUCUUCUCAGCGUAGACAGCUAUCUAGGGUGUAUUUUUUUCAUGACAAAAAAAAAAGGUUUGAACUGGAUUAUUUAAAUUUUGGUAAAUAUUGUGCAUUAGUGGUUUUUUCCUUUGAAGAAGUAUGUCUUUUUGAUCUGUAUCUCAGUUAUAUGACCUAUAUCAUUUGUGCUUCAAUAGUAUUUUUAUGUUAACAUUUAAGAGAUUUUUUUUCCUCGAAGGAGAAUUUAAAGGUAUUUUUAAAAAUUCUAAUAAGAAGAUCAAGAAUCUGUCUCCCAGACCAAGAGUGAACUUUACUUCUGUUCCUGCCCCUUCUCUCGCCUUCUGGGGAGGGUCAGCUCUGAAGGAAGGCAUCAUGGUGGCCCCAGCGGCUGUGUUCUCUCCAGCUCAGGGUGGGGGGGUAUGCAGAAAACCCUUUCCCUGGCUGCUUCAGCAAGCCACAUGUCAACCAUGGCAAAAGGAAGAAUCCUGCUUCCCCAAGACCCACGGCUGAACUUCACAGCGAACCAUACUCUGUGAAAGCAAUAGCCACAAAGCCAGGAUUCAAAGGGACAAGCUGCCGUCUGCGUUAUGACCCUGCAUGCAGCCCUCAUUUCUCAUGAGGGGUAAUGGAUGAAACUCUGAUCUCAGCUAUGCAGUUUUAAAAUGAAUCUCUUUCUGCUUUUUUUUAAAAAAUACAUUUCUAAUCUUAUAUCUAAAAUGGCCUCCAACACACACACACACACACACACACACACACACACACAUAUUGCUUCUGUACAUUUUUACCCAGCCUUGAAGAAGAAACCCUUUUUCUGAGUGAUAAGAAGAGGUGAUCACCAAGGGAGCAGAACACUGGCCACUGCAGAAAUGGCCUCAGACAGGCCCUGCUGUGUGCAAAGCCACUGUCACGGGCAUCCAAAGCAAAAGCCUGUGGUGACAGGAUCACCAAAGACCCCAGGCUGCUCAGCACUGAGGAUUUUCCAGGAUGUAGGACAGCUUCUAGUACUAAAAUUGGGGCUGUCUCAGGAAAACCAGGCCACAUGAAAACCACAUGGAGGUUGGGUGUGCAGGACAGAGUGAGCGCAGCACACAACCCUGGGCUAACCCUGGGGCGGCUGUCCCGUAGAGUCGGGUGGUGGAUCCCAGUGCUCCGCACACCCACUGGGCAUGCUUGGGCCCAGCCACACACAGCUCUUACCCCACUGUGCUCCUGAGGUCCCUGCUGGUCCAGUGACUGACCUGGCUGCUGCACCCAUGCCUCUGUCCUGCAGAUGCGCAGGUGUGGACAGUCCUCUUGGGCAAGGCCUUGUCACUUCUGUGCUUUGCCUGUGUUUAGUGAUGUUCCCCUGACCCUCCAUGAUGCACACACACACACACAGGCACAGCGCGCACACACAGAAUGUUACCGAGCUCACAGCCCCAUCCCUCAUAACUAAGGACACCAGCAUAGGAGGUGUAAGAAUAGCGGGGAAUACACGCAUCUGCCACCUGUCCCCACCUGCCUCAUAGGCAGAAUCCUGCUGGGCUUCUGUCACACAAGUAUCAGAGAAUUUAAGCUAUCACUCUUUCAUAUCUGCAAAAAGCCUGGAAAAGGCCUACAAAAUGACAAUAGGCCCAGUGAAGAAACAAGUGUCACCUACAUUGGAGAUACAUCAACCUCUUUCUUCCCUUAAGGUAGACAGUGACAUUAGUAUUAAACGCAUAUUUGAGAAAACCAAGGCGUCCAUCUAUGCUCAUGAGUAUGUUGCUUACCAACUAGUGCCAUGGGAACAUUCACAUUUAUACAGUAUAAAAAAUAAUAAAUAAAUAGAAGGCUACAGGGGUGAUGGUUUGCCUGAAUAUGAUACUUCUGGGGUGAAUAUGAGUUAU